CUCAAAGAAAAUUAGGGUUUUGAAGAGCAACCCCGCGAAGGAUAGCUUGGAUCACAUUUUGUUCAGCUAGUCGCGUCGCGCGUUUCCUACUAAAUUCCGUGCACAAUGGCGACUCAAAUGAGCAAAAAGAGAAAGUUCGUCGCUGAUGGAGUUUUCUUCGCGGAACUUAAUGAGGUUCUCACCAGAGAGCUUGCCGAAGAUGGUUACUCUGGUGUCGAGGUCAGGGUUACACCGAUGCGUACGGAGAUAAUCAUUAGGGCCACUAGGACCCAGAAUGUUCUUGGUGAGAAGGGCAGAAGGAUCAGGGAACUGACAUCUGUUGUGCAGAAGCGUUUUAAGUUCCCUGAGAACAGUGUAGAACUUUACGCCGAGAAAGUUAACAACAGGGGACUCUGUGCUAUUGCCCAGGCUGAGUCUCUGCGGUACAAGCUUCUGGGUGGCCUCGCCGUUCGGAGGGCAUGUUAUGGUGUGCUGAGGUUUAUCAUGGAAAGUGGAGCAAAGGGAUGUGAGGUGAUUGUGAGUGGAAAGCUCAGGGCUCAACGUGCCAAGUCAAUGAAGUUUAAGGAUGGGUACAUGAUUUCUUCUGGUCAGCCUGUCAACGAGUACAUUGACUCAGCUGUUAGGCAUGUUCUUCUUAGACAGGGUGUUCUUGGUAUCAAGGUCAAGAUCAUGCUGGAUUGGGAUCCUAAGGGCAAGCAGGGCCCCACAACUCCCUUACCUGAUCUGGUGACCAUUCACACCCCCAAGGAGGAAGAAGAGUACAUUAGGCCUUCGUUGCUGGCAACUGAUAUUGAGGUUGCCGCUGUUUAAUGUCCAAUAUCAAUGUUACACCAAAGGCAAUUCUCUUUUGUAAUUUCUCGGCCUGAAGAGGGUUUUCUUUGGUAGGCGCUUGAUUUCAGUUCAUGGUUUGUAGUGAUGGAUAAAAAGACUUAAAAUAGUUUGAUCUUUGAAGUAUGCUAUGGAUGCUCCGUCUCAAACCAAACUUCGGAGUAAUUUAGGUGUUGUAAUUUCAUUUCAAUUUUGAUUAGUAAUUCUGGAUGGAGUACAGUUUUGUUCAUCGUAUAGAUGAUGAGAACAUUUGAGCGAUCGUCAUCCUCAUUCAUGCCAUAUUCCAAUUA
Molecule: messenger RNA, 1118 nt
Organism: Nelumbo nucifera (sacred lotus)
Lineage: Eukaryota; Viridiplantae; Streptophyta; Magnoliopsida; Proteales; Nelumbonaceae
Product: small ribosomal subunit protein uS3x-like
Biological process (GO): translation
Cellular component (GO): cytosolic small ribosomal subunit; nucleus
Molecular function (GO): structural constituent of ribosome; RNA binding
Source: RefSeq, a predicted model, not a curated record